Molecule: messenger RNA, 1116 nt
Organism: Stylophora pistillata
Lineage: Eukaryota; Metazoa; Cnidaria; Anthozoa; Scleractinia; Pocilloporidae
Source: RefSeq, a predicted model, not a curated record
AGACAAGUGAAGAAGGUGCGAGCCUCGUCGACCAAAAUGUUAAACGGCAAUAUUUUACGCUCGAACAGAAGACUGGUGCUGGUGAUUGUUCUCGCAGUGUCGCUGGUGUAUGGCAUCGGUUAUGUUGUAGAUAAAUUAUUGGCGGUACGCAUUCAAUCAAGUUCUUCGUACCUUCGAGACACAAUAUCAACAGAAGUUUUUGCGACUCGUAGUGGUUCAAAAUCUUCCUGCCUCCGAGAUGCAUUUUCAGGCAUUGUGCUUGUGAUUGUUUACAACUAUGCUUUCUACUCCAGUAUCCCAACUCUUACUGCACUGUAUAAGAAUGCCUUUCCAACGAUCAUGUUCUGUGGACCGCAGAAGACUUGGAACUACACUGUCGAAGCUCUUGUCGUUAAAAGAGGUUUCUUCGUCUACAAGUGCAUGUCACGUGCCAUGGAGAAAUAUCCGGGAUACGCUGGUUAUUUACAAAUCAGCGAUGACGUAUUGUUAAACUACUGGAAUCUGGCUGGUAUCGACCGAGACAAAAUCUGGGUAUUUUCCAGGUAUUCAAUUCGUAUCAAAAACUGGUUUUGGUGGACCUCCAAAUAUGGAGUGAAGACUUGUCAGAGGGCUCUCAAUGAAAUCUGGACUUUGCGCAAAUCUUUUGAAAAUGAAUGGCUGCUGAACAUGACUAGUACUUCAGUUAACAAGGAAGACCAUUCCCUUGACCCGUUACGGGGCAUAAACGGAUCCGUCGAUCUUUUCAAAAGGAGUGAAAACUGGGCUCUCCUUUGCGAUCGAAGACGCUCAGACAUAUUUUACAUUCCUGGUAAAUUUGCAGCUGCAUAUAAAAAACUCUCUCAUAUUUUCCACAAGCAUCGAACAUUCCUAGAAAUUGCAAUUCCUACAAUGUGUCAAAUUCUCGAUAAGGCGGAAAAUUUUGAGUACAUCCCUGGAGUUUAUCUGCCAGGAUACUCAAGGGACCGGGAGUCUUUGAACUUUUGGAAAACAUAUGACAAGACACGGUUGGUGUUUAUUCAUCCUUUUAAACUAAGUUAUAGACAUGAUGGAGCAUUAAAUAAGGAAAUACUAAGGAGCUGGAUCUUAGACUAUAGUGACAGUUUGAGUAAAUGCUAA